Penicillium argentinense is the source of this 591-nucleotide messenger RNA. RefSeq names its product tyrosine protein phosphatase LTP1 (gene ltpA). The transcript has 2 exons. Gene Ontology annotation, biological process: protein dephosphorylation. Gene Ontology annotation, molecular function: protein tyrosine phosphatase activity. Lineage: Eukaryota; Fungi; Ascomycota; Eurotiomycetes; Eurotiales; Aspergillaceae. The coding region runs from base 1 to 591 and encodes 196 amino acids. The record is from RefSeq and is a predicted model, not a curated record.
AUGUCUCCCCCCGUCAGCGUGCUAUUUGUCUGCCUGGGCAACAUCUGCCGGUCGCCUAUGGCCGAAGGUGUCUUCCGCAAUGUCGCCGAGUCUAACCCAAUCAUCGGCGAGAUUGACUCGGCCGGCACAGGUGCCUAUCACACCGACGAGCCUCCCGACUCCCGCACCAUGUCCACCCUCCGCCGCCAUGGCAUCACAAGCUACAACCACGCCGCGCGCAAGGUCAACAAGGACGACUUCCUCAAGUUCGAUUACCUGCUAGCCAUGGACAAGUACAAUUUGCGCGAUCUGCUGGACACGCGCCAGUCGGUCAUCAACUCGUUGAACCGCAAGGCCGAUCCCAAGUCGGCGGCCAAGAAUACCCGAGCUGCGCGGGACGCUGCGUUGGGUGCGCAGGUCGAAGACGCCAAGGUCGCCGAGGUUCGCUUGUUCGGAGAUUUCGGUCGUGGCGGUAAGCUGCAUGAUCGUGUCGGCGGCGGCGAGGUGGUGCAGGACCCAUACUAUGGUGGUGCCAAUGGGUUCGAGGAGGUCUACCAGCAAGUCGUGCGGUUUUCCGAGGGCUUUGUGGAUUUCCUGGAGCAGCAGCAAUGA